Molecule: messenger RNA, 1341 nt
Organism: Serpula lacrymans var. lacrymans S7.9
Lineage: Eukaryota; Fungi; Basidiomycota; Agaricomycetes; Boletales; Serpulaceae
Exons: 3
Coding region: 1-1341 (446 amino acids)
Biological process (GO): regulation of transcription by RNA polymerase II
Cellular component (GO): nucleus
Molecular function (GO): DNA-binding transcription factor activity, RNA polymerase II-specific; RNA polymerase II cis-regulatory region sequence-specific DNA binding
Source: RefSeq, a predicted model, not a curated record
AUGGGAUGUGAUACGGCGUUCAGGGCGCCUUUGCAGAUUCUUCCGAGAUCAGGGCUCGAGCCUCUUCAUAACUCCAGUGCUAUUACUUUUGGCAGCGUGUCUCGUGCUCAAGGGUCUGGUCCCGACGAUGCGUACCGACAGGCUGGCUCGCCAUUAUCACAUUUCAUCACCGACUUCUUCGAAUGCAUUGCUAGUGCUCAACAAGAAUUACUCUAUGGACCAAUAUCACCGGUAGAAAGCGAUAUCAGCGAGUCCAUGCUGCCUUUGGAGCUUCAGUGGCCCGACUUUGGUUCUGCAGCAGCGUACUCCUCUUACAUGCCAGACCCACCGGCCCCAUCAACUUACUCGCCCUCGUACUCGUUCCCCGACGUCACGUAUCAUUAUUCAUCCGUUCCUCACUCACCUAAGUCAUCGGAUCCUCCCCCUCGGACAUGGACUCGUAACCGCUCUCCCAAUCACGUGCCACGCCCUCGAAAUGCCUUCAUGCUCUUUCGUUCAGACUUUCUGGCAGAUCAGAAGCUUAGCACGAAUAUCGAGCACGAUCACCGUCAUAUAUCCCGUAUCAUAGCGCACUGCUGGAAUGGCCUCCCUGAGGUUGAGAAGAAAGUCUGGCGUGACAAGGCUGCUACUGAGAAAGCACUUCACGCUCUUAAAUACCCCAAUUACCGCUUCGCACCUGUAGGCCGCGCCAAAAAGCCUGUGAAGAGGAAGGUCAAGAGGAAUGGAAACCAGGACAGGAAGCGCUGCGAACAGGUUGCGGAAUUACUGUUGGCCGGAAAGCAGGGGAAUGAGCUCGAAAAUGCAGUGAAAGAGAUUGAUGUAACUAUCAGUUCCACUGCAGAUACGGCGGAGGCGGGCGAGGGCGAUGAUCGGGAUUCUGUUAUGGAAGGGAUCUCCGAGCAUGUUGAGCCUGGGGGGUGUAACGUCCCGCCUUUCCGCAGUCCCAUCCUCCCUCCUACGGAGCUUCCGGCUGUACACUCCCAACCCCGAUACGAUGCGUCUCAGCAUGGAUUUUAUACGCUGGAUGGCAAUCCCUUCGUACCCGUCCACAACAUGUGCACAGGUGCAGACUCGCGUCACUCCGAUUUCGAAUCGCCUCAAGGAACAUACGUUGACCUACCUAUGCACGCCAACUUCGACACGCAUUACAGCUACGCUAUGGAACCCUCGCUAAUACAGCCUUCAUUAUCGGUGGCUUCCAAUCAUCACUUUUUAUCUGGACAAAGUCUCGACUACUUUGAUGGGACUUCUGGGCCCAUUUCUGUUGCAGAUACGCCUUAUUUAUGGGCCGCACCAGCUCAAUUCAAUUAUCAUUAUACUCCGAUUUGGGACACUAUCUAA